Molecule: messenger RNA, 1943 nt
Organism: Pocillopora verrucosa
Lineage: Eukaryota; Metazoa; Cnidaria; Anthozoa; Scleractinia; Pocilloporidae
Source: RefSeq, a predicted model, not a curated record
CCGUCGAGAACAAUUGUCAAUAAGGUUAUAGACAAUGAAAAUAACGUUCCAUGUAAUAGAACCCUCGCCACGUCGGAGAAAAAAAUAAUCUUGUAAAAACAAUUGGAAAAAAUUAAAAAAAUGCAAAUGUUCAAAACUUUGAAAUGAAACCACUCGACUGCGUCGCGUGGGAAAGUGGAUCAUUGAUGUCUAUAUUAGGUUAUAGACAAUGGAAAAUUGUGAUCAAUAUGUUAAACAUAUUUCGAUAAGGUCACUGUUAUCUUACCAACCACGCUGGUCUUUGUCGUACUCAGCUCAGUGAAUCCUGAUAUUUUACUGUUAUAAACUGAGGAAAUUUACGGUGUGGAAGAAUGGGAGUAUUCAAAUCCAACCCACUCACUAUAACUGCUUCUGUCAUUGUUUUAUUACUAUUCUUUGGAAAAGGACAAUGCGAUUCAAUUUGUCCCAAUGGCAUAACGAACAUCACAGCUCCCAGUGGUGAGCUUGUAUAUCCUGAGUCAGGUACUUAUGGUAAGAAUGAGACCAAAUGUUGGAGGAUUACGGUUCCCGACACUUAUUAUGGCAUUCAGUAUCGUAUUUCCAGGGUUGACGUAGAAAUGUGCUCUGCUUGUAAGUGCGACUAUCUUCAAAGAGGAAAUUACUACAACUUUUUGCACCAGGAGUUAAAAUUAUGUGGACGAAAUAGUUACAACUAUUUACAAGGAUAUAUCUUCAACGUCUACUGGCGAUCUGAAUUUACCGUCGGAUCGACGGGCUAUCUUCGCUUCGUGUCGGAUGAUACUGCACAUUACACAGGAUUUAGGUUGACCUUCAUAGCCAAGUCCAGGUCAGGGGGUGACAUAAACUAUCUGAAUGCAACGGAAGAUGAAACUAUUGAGUUUGGCACACCAAAAGUCGACAUUGAGAACUACCCCUCAAAUUACGCAGAACGGUGGAUUUUAAUCGUCCCUGAGGGACGGAAUGUCCAGAUAGACUUUGAUAUAUUUGAGCUGGAAGACAGUGAGGGUUGUAAAAACGAUUAUGUUGAGUUCCGUGAAGCAUCCAUCGUGGCUGGUGAUCCCAAUGGCGAUAUUGGUCCAAUCCUGACAGGACGCCUGUGUGGAAAUACAAAGCCAAACUCGAUACUGAGUCAAGGGAACAUGGUUUGGGUUCAGUUCCUGAGUGACAGUAAUUCCACUACUGUAAACAAGGGAUUCAAAGCUUCUUUCAAAGCAGGACGGGGAAGCGGAUUGCCUGUAAGCCGUCCAAUGAUGCUUCUUCAUUUCUCAGCUUUGAUCAUGCAUGUGUCAAAGAACAACUUGUUCUAGUCCUGUCAAGUGUAUCCAGGAGAUGUCUUUAGAUCGCUGAAGUUUUGAAUCAUAUGAAUUUAGCUUAACUCUGAGGUGGACUGAAAAUUUUAAAUCAAGGAUUUGAGCGUGAAGUUUUGUCUCGGGAAUCUUUCUUUUGGAUCAUUUUUAGCUGUUAGCGGAUCGAAUUUAUCUGCGUAUUGUCGUUUUUUUUAGCGUUUUUAAAAAGUUUUUCGGAUCAGUUUUAUUGCUAAAUCGAUUUCAUUUGUAUGCAUAAAUUAAGUACAAGAAAAACGAAAUGUAACCGGUGUGAAAGCCCUUAAACUUGAAAAAGCUUGAAAAACAUCAUGUGCAUCUUAAAAGUAAUUUAGUAUAUAUGCGUUAUUGGCCAAGCGUGAGGACAAGAUGGCAGGACAUUGUCACAGUUGUUUUUCUUUUUUUUUGCAUUCUUGUGGCUGGGACGAAGUCAAGCUGCAUAAAAAAGCAAAAACUGGGCUAAACAAAACAAAACGGGGAUAACAUUCAGCCAUCUUGACCCAACAAGCUUGGUAAAUCAAGGAUUUAUCAUAUAACAAACAUGUAUCCCUAGUAAGAAUCAAUAGUGACUUAUCACUUUACGUUCUAGUCUUGAUAUUUUCAGGUUUUUAUAGCACAAUA